This is a messenger RNA of Vigna radiata var. radiata (mung bean), 1387 nucleotides long. RefSeq lists its product as uncharacterized. The record is from RefSeq and is a predicted model, not a curated record. Gene Ontology annotation, molecular function: protein binding. Lineage: Eukaryota; Viridiplantae; Streptophyta; Magnoliopsida; Fabales; Fabaceae. The coding region runs from base 191 to 1354 and encodes 387 amino acids. The transcript has 5 exons.
GAACAGUGUAGGAGGUUUGGAUUAUUAUCAAACAUCUUUUGAGAACAAAGUUGGCACUUUAUACUAAACGAUGAAGAUCACCCGUCCACCGACCCUAUUUGCGGUGGCCGGAAUGUCAAUUGUGAAAAGUAACUGAAAUACACCACCAGAGUCCUCCCUACACGACUUAACGGAUCGCUUAAACGGAAUUAUGGCAGACACAGACGCAAGUAUCUUGCCAGCUGCAGAUGACAUUCCCAAGGCCGAGAAUUUUACUCAAGUGGGUAUUAUCGUAAGUGAAGAACGAGGCCGACUCCAGGUUCAAGAAGAUAAAAUUUCUGUUUCAGAAAGUUGUAGAAGGAAAAUACAUAUAGCAGCAGUUUCUGGAAAUUGGAUUGAGGCUUCAUCCUAUUCGAGAAUUCCUUCUCAAUGGUGGCGAAUUCCACUAAAUGGUCGUGGAAUGACAGCCCUUCAUGUUGCAAUAAGCAUGAGAAAAACCAGUUUUGCAGAAAAGCUGGUGAAUUGUAUGGAAAUGCAUGAUUUGGAAAUUCCCAUGGUAGAUGGAAACACAGCCUUUUGUUUGGCUGCGAUGACUGGCAAUGUUAAAAUUGCUGGAAUUCUGUUACGCAAGAAUCGUAGGUUGCUAUGGAUUAGAGGCCAAAACAAUAUGCUGCCAAUUCAAUUAGCAUCUUCUGCAGGCCACAUUUCAAUGGCAGAAUUUUUAUUUCAAGCUCUUCCACUGGACCUUCACAACAUUAUGCCCUUCCAAGACAUUGCCAAUUUAUUUUUCUUCAGCAUCCACAACAAUAUUUACACCAUGGCAUCAAAAUUGUUGAAUCGCUAUCCUAAAUUGGCCACCAUGGAAAACGAAGGGGGAUUCACAGCUUUGCAAAUGCUUGCCCAAAUUUCUUCGUCCCAGGAAGCUAUUGGUGAUGAAGAUAUUGUAAGAUCGUUGUUUAAGGGAAUGGGAAAAGAGGAAGAAUCUCUCAACUAUGAAAAAUUGUCAACAGCAAUGUUUGAUGCUGCAAAAUAUGGAAACACUAUGAUUUUAAAAUUUAUUUUCAAGUAUUAUCCAGAAUUGUUAUUUGAAGUGGAUUCCACCAAGCAAAGAAACUUACUCCACAUUGCUAUUCUACANCGACAAGANGCUGUAUACAAACUAAUANUAAAGCAGGGAGAUUUCAAGAAUAUGAUGGUACAAUUGGUUGAUUUUAACGAUAACAAUGUUCUUCAUUUAGCUGCAAAGUUGGAUAAACCAGAACAAAAAUUCGGAUUAUCAACAAACUAUGUUCAAAUGCGUACUGAGGAGACAUGGUUUCAGGUAUAUAUCUACUUCAUUAGCAUUUUUCCAUUACAAGGAUGUUUAUCUAUUUAAUAUUUUUCUUUCUACCAGUUCCUUAUAAUCUGU